Talaromyces rugulosus is the source of this 1089-nucleotide messenger RNA. RefSeq lists its product as uncharacterized. The record is from RefSeq and is a predicted model, not a curated record. The coding region runs from base 1 to 1089 and encodes 362 amino acids. Lineage: Eukaryota; Fungi; Ascomycota; Eurotiomycetes; Eurotiales; Trichocomaceae. The transcript has 3 exons. Gene Ontology annotation, cellular component: membrane.
AUGGUUAACCCGCUCAUAGCCGUCCCUGCCGUGACUGGCCUUGCGUAUCGCGCCUAUUCCCGCAAAUCCCUUACGCCGGUCGGCAGCCUUGUGGCCCUCGUCUCAGCUGCUGUCCAUACCAUCCAUCCGUGGUUAACGCCGUUUGUUUUGCUCGCAGUGUUUUAUUUUAGCGGGUCUAGGGCUACAAAGGUGAAACAUGACAUUAAAGCUCAAUUGACCUUGUCGGCAUCCGGUGCGGCCGGGGGUGAAGGCGCUCGAACCCAUGUUCAAGUUCUAGCAAACUCGGUCGUUGCCUCGAUACUCACACUCCUACAUACAUAUUAUUUGUGGAAGCAAGAACGAUAUUCAACAGCAUGCUUUGCCCAAGGCGCGGACAUUGGCGACAUCUUUGUUGUUGGACUUGUCGCAAACUACGCUGCAGUUGCAGCUGAUACUUUCUCGUCCGAACUCGGCAUUCUAUCCAAAUCGAAACCACGUCUCAUCACGUCUCCAACCCUUCGGGUUGUGCCACCCGGAACCAACGGCGGCGUAACGCUUGCUGGCCUGUUGGCGGGUGUCUUGGGUGCGUUUAUCGUCGCUUUGGCCUCGACGUUGGUUCUUCCAUUUUGCCAACAAGACUGGUCUCCUAUCCAACGGAUCCAAUGGCUCGUUGGAAUAACAAUCUGGGGUACAUGUGGAAGCAUCCUGGAUAGUUUACUUGGCGGACUGCUACAAGCCAGUGUUGUUGACAAGAGAAGUGGCAAGGUUGUUGAAGGCAGCGGGGGUGGCAAGGUCUUGGUUCAGCCAUCUUCUACCAGCACUACCUCCACUGCAAUUAGCGAAGAGGCAAAAUACAACAGCAGCCUGCAUGCAACAGAGUCUGUUGCCAGCACCGCCACGGGAACGAGAGUGACGAGGUCAUCGGCCAAGGCCAAAUCUGCCACUGCCGGCCCAGUCCCUGAACAGGCCACCCGCAAGAUCGACACUGGCCGUGAUAUUCUGGAUAAUAACGCGGUGAAUUUACUGAUGGCAGCCAUCAUGAGCGUGGGAGCUAUGCUUGUUGCAAGCUAUCUCUGGGAUGUUCCGCUGAGCGUUGAUGGGAUUUUAUAA